CCCGCGCGGCCCCAUUGGCUGGGAGCUCCUGGGGACGUACCAGGGGCGGGGCCUCAGCGGGCCCUCCCCGCGGACCACGCCCCCUCCCCAGUUUCUCCCGCAGUCGGAGCACAGCAGCUGGCGGAGCGGAGCCGGUCGCCAGGUCAGCCAUGUCAUCUGAACCUCCUCCACCACCACAGCCUCCCACCCACCAGGCUUCGGUCGGGCUACUGGACACCCAACGUGCCCGUGAUCGUUCACCAUCCCCUCUCCGGGGCAAUGUGGUCCCCAGCCCACUGCCCACCCGCCGGACGAGGACCUUCUCUGCGACGGUGAGGGCCUCACAGGGCCCUGUCUACAAAGGAGUCUGCAGAUGCUUCUGUCGAUCCAAGGGCCACGGCUUCAUCACCCCGGCUGAUGGCGGCCCUGAUAUCUUUCUGCACAUCUCCGAUGUGGAAGGCGAGUAUGUCCCAGUGGAAGGCGACGAGGUCACCUACAAGAUGUGCUCCAUCCCGCCCAAGAACGAGAAGCUACAGGCCGUGGAGGUGGUCAUCACCCACCUGGCGCCGGGCACCAAGCAUGAGACCUGGUCUGGCCACGUCGUCAGCUCCUAGGAGAGGCCAGCAGCACCCCUUCUCCUGGGUUUGAGGGAAACUCUGGGGGGAGGAGGAGGCAGGACCAGCCUGGAGAUGACAUUCUCCCACCAGAGAUACGAGACACCUCUCAGGGGGAGCAUGGUCCCUCUCGUGUCCUGGAGGGAGGAGUGGGGGCUGGCAGGGAUGCUCUCGGUCACCAGCCCAACAGCCUCACUACCUGCAAACUAUUAAAAGCAUUGACAAAGGGGUGGCCCCUGGCUGGUGGCUGAGUAGAGGGUCCAACUCCAGUCCAGGGGGUGGGUCAGGCGGUAUUCUCCAGCUCAGAGUCCCUUGUCCCCAUACCCCUGGAGUUGGAGGCUCAAAAUCCCACCGGGGGGCGGGGGGUGGUGGUGUGUGUGACAUGGACCGUGUGUGUGUCCUGGCAUGAAUUCCCACCCAGGAACCCCUUUCUUGGGUCUUUCCUUGGCCCUGGGCAGAGCAGGCUUUCCUGAUUCUUGGCUUGGUUGGUUCCAAGGAAGCUGGCUUCAGGGGGUAGGGGCUGGGGAGAGCAGGGGUCUUAGGUGCCGUUGCAGCUGUGCUCCGAGCUGAAUUCUAACCCUUAGAAGCCUGGUCUUUUCCGUCUGUUUUCAAGUCGAGUGAUCAUGGCUCAGCAGCCAUUUCCUAUCCCGUCAUUUAGGCAUUGCAGGGUAGUGUGGAAGAAGGGAGUAUGGAGAGGGGAGGGUGUUUGUUUAAAAACAGAUCUUUCUUCUGAUCCAUCCAGAAAAUAGUAGGUAGCUUGCUUCCUGACAGCCUGGUAAAGUUAAACGUUGAAGGAGAAAUGCACGUUUGGUGAACAGGUUUUCUUGAAAACAGGAGUGAAGAAAUGCUUAGGAUUUCUUUUUUUUAAAUAACUAAAGCUCUCACCCAGAGCCAGCUCUGUUUGUACCUUGCUGCCAACAUUGUGAACCUUUGUAGAUAAAUGCUUAGGAUUUUAUUUGCUGUGGUUUGGUUGGGCUUUACUUGUGAUUUAAAAAUAGAAAUAGCUGGGUAAUGUGUUUUGAAAUAUGUGGUUUAUAUGUAGAAUCCAUUCGUCAACGCGUGGAACCAAACCCUUUACAGCUGGCUUUUGGGCAGAGAAGGAUGUUCCAGACAAAAGACAGAGGGAAUUGGAUGCAGAGAACAGUACCAGCCUUAGCAGGUGUCUUCAUUCUGGGGACGAGUCUGUCUUUCAGCCUGGGCACUGCAUCUCAAUCUGGGGACGGCUUCAUUGGAAGCGGGUGGAAGGCUGGAACUAUUGUGCCGAUGACUGGUUUAAAACAGGCAAAUAAGUGUGUUGAUGAUGUGUGUGCAGUGAAGUGAGUUGAUCUGCUUUUUCAUGGCCUGUCUUACCCCGUGGAGGGUCUUCCACCUCCUGCUUCUGCCUUCUGUUGGGUCCAAGGUAGCCUUUCCCCCUCCGGCCUUGGAUGUUCACCAGGUGGCCCCUGAAGGCCUGCUGGGUACAGGCCACGCUUGCAGAGCCACUUCUGCCAAGAGCCUGCGUCUUCACUCUGCUUCUUCCAGGUGUGCUGACCUUGAAGCAAGGCCUGGCCUGGGUGUGACCCCACCAGGCUCUGCCCGCCAGCGGGUGGGGAGUUGGAUCUGCUGUUGAGAGGUGUGACCUCUGGGUCCUCUCACUAGGUAGAAUCCUUUGUAAGCGGCUUUUGCAGUCCUUCCUGGGUGCCCAUAUCUCCUUCAGUUGAUUAUUCCAGACCUGCAGGAUGUUAGAGCUGGAAAGGACACCCUCCUUACUCAGUUUACAGAAACUCCUUAAGCUCUGGGAGGACCUGUGGUGUUGGUGACCGAGCUGGGAGUAGCACCCAGGAUUCCUAAAUCUAGGUCUUUCCUCUCACUGAACACCUUCCGCUCAAUAAAGUUUGUUUUGUGCAAGGC
Rhinolophus ferrumequinum (greater horseshoe bat) is the source of this 2483-nucleotide messenger RNA. RefSeq names its product calcium regulated heat stable protein 1 (gene CARHSP1). Lineage: Eukaryota; Metazoa; Chordata; Mammalia; Chiroptera; Rhinolophidae. The transcript has 4 exons. Gene Ontology annotation, molecular function: mRNA 3'-UTR binding. The record is from RefSeq and is a predicted model, not a curated record. Gene Ontology annotation, cellular component: cytoplasm. Gene Ontology annotation, biological process: regulation of mRNA stability. The coding region runs from base 150 to 593 and encodes 147 amino acids.